UCUGCGUCUCAGACAAGAUAUGGCGACUUGUCAGUUUCUUGUUUUGGUCAUUUUCUGCGUCCUGUAUCUCACUUGCAGCAUUUGUGGUUUGGAUUUGAGUAAAUUCUAUCCCUAUGGCAGGAAACAUAAAGACGCUCAGCUACAUCUUGGAUAUCAUAAGCUGGUUAAACUGUCAACUCCACUCACGUUCAACGGAGAAGUUCAUAAUAGUUUAUAUGUGAAUUCUAAUGGAGCUAUCUCUUUUGUAUCACCAUUGCCUGUUGUCUUCCAAAACCUCUCCAACGGGCAUAGCUUUUUAGCGCCGUUCUACACAGACCAACAGACCAGAAAAGCUGGAAAGAUAUUUUAUCGCGAGACUCGAGAAGUUCUAUUGCUGUUCAUCGCUAGUGCGGAGGUGCAUGCUGCUUUUCCUGAAGAAGAAAACUUUGAAGCUACCAGUUUAUUUAUUGCAACGUGGUUGGAUGUCGAACAUGAUUCGACGAGAAAGAAAACCUCUUUCCAAGUUGUUCUAAUAUCAGAUGGUACAAAGACAUUCACUUUGUUUCAUUACCACAAAGAUGCUGAUGACAAGAUCUUAAAUUCGCAACCAACAUUAACAACUACUUUUCCCAAGGCAGGGUUUGGCUUGGGCUUGAGGGAAUUUGGUCUCCCGAAUUCUGGUACGAGUAACGUUUUCAACUUGGGACAAACUUCAAAUGUUCGUAUCCCUGGUAAAUGGCUGUACCUGAUAAGCCCGCGUGAUAUUAUUGAACCCGGCGUCAGAUUAAAUGGCAAGAAAUAUCAAAGUGAAACCUUGAAUGAACAUGACAUGUUGUUUGACGGGCCAGUCAGACGUAGUGUAUCAGAAACUUGCGGUGAAAGUAAAAUUCAAUGCAGUUCAAAUGCUGUAUGUGAGAAUACGCCAGUUGAAUGUUGCGUUUGUAAAAGCGGUUAUUAUGGAAACGGGAAAAUGUGUUUGAAAAAUGGCGAGAGUACGCACUUGUUUGGCAAGUUAUCUGGAAGUAUUAAUAACAAUAUCUCGUUAGAUGGGAUUAGUUUGACUGUUUUUGGAGAUGUUUCGUCACAGACGACUUACAUGGCUCUAGAUCCAGUCUCUCCAUCCCUUGGCGAUGCCCUAGGUUUGCUCAUGCCCAUGGUUACCACGUUUGGCUUUCUCUUCGCUGAACCAACUGAGGAGAACGGCAAUGGUUUCAGUUUUUUGGGCGAUAAUUUCUCACGAAGAUCUCAAGUCACUUUUGAAACAGGCGAAACCGUCAAUAUUCGAGAGACAAUGCAAGGAAAGAACCGACAAGGUUUUUAUAAAUUUGAGAUGAAAAUUAACGGCAAAAUUCCGGUUUUUGACUCGAUAAAAUUCAACAACUACGUCCACACGUACAGAUACGAUAGACUGGGCGUUAUGAGCGGGUAUUAUACCUCAAUAUUCAACGUCGGUGACAAAAAACAUAAGAUUAAUGUCGUCGAAGUCUUAGCAUUUGACGAAGUGCUGGGUUGUUUGGAUAUUGGCAGUUCGAGAAUGGCCGUCAACGAACAGAGAUCAGACUAUUCAGAGAAAGAUAAAAUUCUAAACUUAGCUCUCAAAACAAAAAUUCAGGAAAAAGAACCUUGCGGCAAAGAGAAUAAAAAAUGUCAUCGCCAAGCCAAAUGUAUUGUGAAAAAUGGCGUUGAGUUUUGUAGUUGCAACGUUGGUUUCCAAGGAGACGGUUAUUCAUGUCAAGAUGUGGACGAAUGCCUUUUGAAUAUUUAUGAAUGUUCGUCAAACGCAGACUGCAUUAACAAUCGCGGUUCUUAUAACUGCAAAUGUCGUGUUGGUUACCUUGGGGACGGUAAAGACUGUGUCAUCAGAGAGGAAGGGAUUUGUGGCGAGGAAGCAAGGAAAUGUCAUUCUCUUGCUCAAUGCAUCACCAAGGACGAGACCGCACAGUGUGAAUGCAAUGUUGGUUACUUUGGUGAUGGUGUUUUUUGCCAAGAUGCAGACGAAUGUAAACUUGAAAUAGACGAGUGUUCAGUAAACGCUGAUUGUAUGAACACGGCUGGGUCGUACACAUGUCGCUGUAAGGAGGGUUUUGUUGGCGAUGGUAAAACAUGCCAAGGAACAAAUUUUGGCUCGGGCGACGAGUGUACUGAUGAUGAUCGCCAAUGUAGGCCAACUGAAGACUGUGUUGAUGGAAAAUGUCAAUGUCGAAAUGGUUUUCUACAUGAUGGCUUUUCUUGCCAAGACGCUAAUGAAUGCCACCUUGGUAUACAUAAAUGCAACAAGACCGCAUCAUGUUCUAACACAGUAGGCUCGUAUAAAUGUACUUGUAAUGAAGGUUACACAGGGAACGGCUUCAAUUGUGUGCUAAAAGUGACCGUUGCUCCUCUAACUGGUUGUCAUGGCAAAGAAUGUCAUGCCAAUGGUUAUUGUGAUAGAUCUGGUACUAUUCCUGUAUGUAGAUGUGGGCAAGGCUUCAAAGGAUAUGGUCUGUCUUGUGAAGACGUCGACGAAUGUGAAGAAGGUACAGCAAUCUGCCAUAAUUCUGCACUUUGCACAAAUAAGAUUGGCUCGUAUACCUGUCAGUGCAGACCAGGUUACUUGGGAAAUGGCCGUGAAUGCGUUUAUGAUAAUCCGUGCAAAGGAUUAUCAUGUAGUUUCUCGGCCAGAUGUGUUGUAAGAAACGAGAUACCAAGAUGCCAGUGUUAUCCAGGUUACUAUGGUGAUGGGCAAAACUGCAAAGAUUAUAACGAGUGCAAAGCAAAGCGGGAUUCGUGCAGCAAGAAUGCGAGAUGCGUGAACACACACGGUUCUUAUCGUUGUUUCUGUUCGCCUGGGUAUCAAGGAGAUGGCCGUAAUUGUGAAAGUGAUGGCAGUUGUGCGGGUAGAAAAUGUCAUCGAAAUGCUGAUUGUGUUGAAACGAAUGGAGUGAAACAAUGUCAUUGUAAAGAUGGCUUUCUAGGAAGUGGUCUUGUGUGUAUAGACAUCGACGAAUGUUCAAACGCAAGUCUUGUUGAAUGUCCUCCAUUCUCUAGUUGUUUCAAUGUUUUAGGCUCUUAUGAAUGUCGAUGUAACCCGGGUUACAAGUGGAACGGUGUCGAGUGCAAACCGGCUUGUUUACGUUGUUUGAAUGGAGGUCAAUGUCUUGGGUCAGGUUGUCUCUGUCGAAAAGGAUAUUCUGGGGAAAGAUGUCAGUGGGCUGGAGAUGAAUUCUUGGCGUUCACUCAAGGCAGUACAAUGCAACGCCUCUCCUUACCUCCCAAUCAGGAAAGUAUUGGCAUUUUACUGCAGACGACACGUGGUCUUCUCGUGGCUUUCGAUUUCGAUCACAUGAACAAAAUGAUCUACUUCACUGAUGUCGCACGGAAAGCUAUUUGGCGGGUUGCUUUCAACGGAACUGGGACAAAAAAGAUUGUUUCUGAAGGCCUCUCGAGUCCCGAAGGAAUAGCAGUUGAUUAUGUCGGAGGUAAUCUGUACUGGACGGACUCAAUGUUUGACCGUGUUGAAGUUUCAAAACUUGAUGGGAGCGACAGAAAAGUUUUAUUUUCAACGAGAUUGAUUAAUCCUAGAUCUAUUGUGGUACAUCCAGGGAAGGGGACAAUGUAUUGGGCGGACUGGAAUAGAGCAGCUCCGAAGAUCGAAGUGUCCAACAUGGACGGUGGAAGUCGUCGUGUUUUCAUACAACAGAAGAUGGGUCUACCUAAUGGUCUAACUCUUGAUAGAAGAAAUAAUGAAUUAUGUUGGACAGAUGCGAUGUAUGGUUCAAUAUCAUGCGCUAAUCUUGACGAUGGAAUAUCACACGCAGUGUAUUCUGCAGCGAUAUAUCCAUUUGGAAUCACCACAUUUGGUCAAUAUUUGAUCUGGACAGAUUGGACCGAACGCACCAUCCAACAAUAUGAAAGACCUACAUAUCAACUGCAGACGGCUAUCAAGAGUUUUCCAGGCAGCACAGGAUCGUUUUAUGAGAUCAAAGCCGUUCAAAAACCUCAUGAUAUAGAUUCUCAUCAGUGUAGCAAGAAUAAUGGAGGAUGUUCCAACUUAUGUCUGCCUAAGCCAGGUGGCCGUACGUGCGCAUGUGCAAAUGGUUACUAUCUGGUAAGCAAGGCAGCGGCCUUGAGGUUGAAGGGAGUGGCAGGAUCGGGGUCAGGAUCUGGUAUUGGAUCAGGUGUUGGAUCAGGGGUCGGAUCAGGGGUUGGAUCAGGUGUUGGAUCUGGUACAGGAUCUAAUAUAGGAUCUAAUGUGACAAGUAACAAGCUUGAUGAGUCUGGGUCAGGUGAAGUAACUCAAUCUGGACCCACCUCUAAUACCACUUUGACGAGUUCAUCAAAGACAGUUUGCGUUGACGAAGAAGAUUAUAAAAUAAUAAAUAAUAUUCCAUAACAUGCAGAUAGGCUUUAUGCAAUGACUAGGAUUAUAACAUACCAACAUAUCUCGUAUAUAUUACCAGCUUGUGAUAAGUCGCCUUCAUGCUGGAACAAUGACGACCACUGUUAUUAUUUAAUUAUUAAAACGCGACGUAGGGAAUGAUCAUAUUGCCUGGUUAGACAACUGUGGUUGUGCAGAUUUUAAGAAUACGGGUUUCAUUGAACUGAAUCAACCGGGCAAACUUUUUCGCUUCUUACUAACUUCUCAUGUCUCCUGAAGAACGCUAUUCUUAGAUAAACCGUAUUGUUAAUGUUUCUGAACCAUGUUUUUAUUAGUUCCACAACUGUGGUUGCACAGAAUUGUAUGCAGGCCGGAGACAUUUUUUUCCAUCCCAGGUUGAAAAAAAAAAUAAAGUACAAAUUCCAAUAUGUUUUC
Molecule: messenger RNA, 4771 nt
Organism: Dendronephthya gigantea
Lineage: Eukaryota; Metazoa; Cnidaria; Anthozoa; Malacalcyonacea; Nephtheidae
Product: nidogen-1-like
Exons: 25
Coding region: 20-4351 (1443 amino acids)
Biological process (GO): cell-matrix adhesion; Notch signaling pathway
Molecular function (GO): Notch binding; calcium ion binding
Source: RefSeq, a predicted model, not a curated record